Messenger RNA from Nerophis ophidion (straightnose pipefish), 1548 nucleotides. RefSeq names its product claudin 7b (gene cldn7b). Gene Ontology annotation, cellular component: bicellular tight junction; plasma membrane. Lineage: Eukaryota; Metazoa; Chordata; Actinopteri; Syngnathiformes; Syngnathidae. Gene Ontology annotation, biological process: cell adhesion; bicellular tight junction assembly. Gene Ontology annotation, molecular function: structural molecule activity. The record is from RefSeq and is a predicted model, not a curated record. Bases 186 to 812 code for a protein of 208 amino acids. The transcript is spliced from 4 exons.
GCCUUAAAGUAAACAUUGUUUUAUCACUACAAAGAAAAUCUGGGAUUAUUUUAAAACUUGUUUUAGUUGAUUCAACAGAGUAAGUUUAUUUUAAAAACUGCUCGAGGAUAUUUAGAACAGGUGGACGUCGCAUCCGUUUUUUUUUUGUAAAUCAGGUCGUCGUCGUCGAAGAGGAAGAAAACAAAAUGGCCAACUCCGGUUUACAGAUGUUGGGCUUCGUCCUGUCCCUUCUGGGCUUAAUUGGCUUGAUAGUGGGCACCAUUUUACCCCAGUGGAAGAUGUCAUCCUACGCCGGGGACAGCAUUAUCACUGCCAUUGCAAUGUACGAAGGCCUGUGGAUGUCAUGUGCCUUCCAGAGCACAGGCCAGAUCCAGUGCAAAGUCUACGACUCCAUCCUCCAGCUCAACAGUGCUCUCCAAGCAACACGGGCCCUCAUGAUUGUGAGCAUUAUCGUAACGCUGGUGGGCCUGGGCGCUGCCUGCAUGGGGAUGAAGUGCACGAACUGCGGGGGAGAUGACAAAGUGCGCAAGUCUCGCAUUGCCAUGACAGGUGGCAUUAUCCUUCUGAUUGGAGCAUUGUGUUCCAUCGUUGCUUGCUCUUGGUACGCUCACGACAUCAUCCGAGCAUUCUAUGAUCCUUUCACCCCAGUCAACACUAAGUAUGAAUUUGGAGCUGCUGUAUUCAUUGCAUGGGCCGGAGCCUUCCUGGUUUUAAUUGGGGGUGGGAUGCUGGCAGCUUCUUGCCCAAGAGAAAAAUCUACACCAAAAUAUCCCAUCUCCAGACCACCUAGCAGCAGCAAGGAGUAUGUUUGAACAGGACAGUCAUCAAAGAUAGCGGCUAAAGGAACACUUUUACAUGCGCCAACAUUCCACUGCGAUAGACCAGGCAAUUCCAGAAGAACCUCUGUACUUUUUUUUUUUUUUCAAUGUGUAAAUGUUACUGUAAUAUUUGACAAACCACAGCCACGUGGUCUGGAAGGGCAGUCAAAGCUUGAACUUGUACACCUUAAGAAACACUAAAGUUUUACCUUAGUCAUAACCAUAUUUUUUAUCUAGUCAGGCCCCUUUGAGAAAUAGUUUCCAUGUUACUGUAAAACGAGAGCAGUGCAUUAGAAUGUAUAAUGUUUUGGUGAGCCUAAUAUAUAUGUAUGCACUGGACUAAGAACAUAUGUGCUUAGCAUAUUUUGAAAUCUUCCAUAGCUGUUCAGGCUGAAUACUUACCAAAAAAAAAGGCUUAGAAACAAUAUCACAAUUCCUUCCAUGUGUUUUUUGCCUUAUUUAUAUGAACAAUAAUCAUAACUGUGGUUGCUUUGAUCAAGUCCCAGAGUAAAAUGAUUUAACGUACAAUAAUCCUGAUUACUUUCAUUAAAAGAUUGCCAAUGUUAUUGCUGUCAUAACAAUGCAGAUGUGUGGAGCUGCAAUAAUUACUGUGGAUGUAUAAUUAGUUACUCCACUCAUGGCUGUUGCUGCACACUUAUUUUUUUCUAAUGUGUUUUUUAUUCGUGAUUUUAAGCUUGUGUUGUGUAUAUAAUUAAAGUGAAAAAACUCA